AUGGCCGAGGAGGCCAACAAUCUAACGCCCAAGGCAACUCAACAACAAAGCGCCAGAAGCGGUACUAUAAAUCUUUCUGGUCGAGCGAGGGCCAGAGGCCGAAGUAACGUAGCCAGAGAUCGAUGUGGGUGGUGUAUCGUAUCCCGUAAGGGCUGUGACAGUGUCAAGCCCGUCUGUGGCAACUGUCGGAAAAACCCAGAGCGCUGCGAGUGGCCUGCGGGUAAUCCCUCAAGAAGUGGAUUGACUAAAUUGCGGAUGUCCAGGAUAUUUGGCGAAGAAAAUCUGCAGCACAGCACGUCUGAUGACGACCACAACGAUGCUGGCACAGCUGAAGAGGGGUUGACAAGCAGCGACAUGGCCGGAGCACAACUGGCGACCAGUGAUCAGCAGGUUCGGAGACGAUCCGUCUCACCAUUUCAAGUUUUCGAGCAAGACGAACAACUCAUUGCAAGAGUGAUAUUGGCGCAGCCAUGUCCAGUUGAUCAACAGGCCCCAAGAAGUCUUUCGCCAGGAAUGCAGCGUCUCGAACAAGUCCGAGUGAGAGUCCUCGAGAGCACCAGAGUAUACCUAGGCAACGACUCUCAGCUGCCAGUGAACACGCAAGAGCGACGAGGUAUUGUUGGCGAAGCACAGAACCGUCAAUCUCAGGAGCAAAUAGACUCGCAAGAUAAUAGUCCGCAAGUUCAACAGGACUCCGACUUCAAGUUGAGUAUCAGCGGCAGCGAUGCUGAAACCAACGACGAAGAUCUCCUCAGAGCUUGGCUUACCCCGGGGGUUCUUUAA
Messenger RNA from Rhinocladiella mackenziei CBS 650.93, 783 nucleotides. RefSeq lists its product as uncharacterized. Gene Ontology annotation, biological process: regulation of DNA-templated transcription. Lineage: Eukaryota; Fungi; Ascomycota; Eurotiomycetes; Chaetothyriales; Herpotrichiellaceae. Gene Ontology annotation, molecular function: zinc ion binding; DNA-binding transcription factor activity, RNA polymerase II-specific. The record is from RefSeq and is a predicted model, not a curated record. The coding region runs from base 1 to 783 and encodes 260 amino acids. The transcript is spliced from 2 exons.